Limanda limanda (common dab) is the source of this 2214-nucleotide messenger RNA. It is a transcript of the gene poglut1, whose product is annotated as protein O-glucosyltransferase 1. Gene Ontology annotation, molecular function: UDP-xylosyltransferase activity; UDP-glucosyltransferase activity. The record is from RefSeq and is a predicted model, not a curated record. Lineage: Eukaryota; Metazoa; Chordata; Actinopteri; Pleuronectiformes; Pleuronectidae. The coding region runs from base 59 to 1225 and encodes 388 amino acids. Gene Ontology annotation, biological process: positive regulation of Notch signaling pathway; protein O-linked glycosylation. The transcript is spliced from 11 exons. Gene Ontology annotation, cellular component: endomembrane system.
AUGGCAGAUGGCGGGAUUCGUCCUGCUCCUCAGGCAGAAGUAGAGGAUCAGCAGAAACAUGGAGCGGGUUUGGCUGUGUAGCUUUUCGACGCUGUGGCUGAUUUACAGUUUCUUCUCGGUCGCUGCUGCAGGCAACGAGUGGAGGAAGAUGAGAGAAACCGUGUCUGAGGCUGUUGCAGGAUUCUCUGCCUGCAGCCCUGUGAACUGCAGCUGCCACCUGAGUGUCCUACAGCAGGACCUGCGGCCCUUUAAAGGACGCAUCUCUGAGGACUUCAUGGCUGCGACUGUCCAGAGAGGAGUGGGCACACACUACCAGGUGAUCGACCACAAGCUGUACAGGGAGCACAACUGCAUGUUCCCCGCCAGGUGCAGUGGAGUGGAGCAUUUCAUCCUGGAGCUGAUCGAUAGGUUACCUGAUUUAGAGAUGGUGGUAAACGUCAGAGAUUACCCUCAAGUUCCCAAGUGGGUGCAGCCGACCCUGCCUGUCUUCUCUUUCAGUAAGACCUCAGACUACCAGGACAUCAUGUAUCCUGCGUGGACGUUUUGGGAGGGCGGACCUGCCGUGUGGCCCAUAUACCCCACAGGUCUGGGGAGGUGGGAUCUGAUGAGGGACGACCUCAAAAAGUCAGCAGCUCAGUGGCCGUGGACGAAGAAAGACUCUAAAGGAUUCUUCAGAGGCUCCCGGACCAGUCCAGAGCGAGACCCGCUGAUCCUCCUGUCCAGAGACGCUCCAGAGCUGGUGGAUGCAGAGUACACGAAGAACCAGGCCUGGAAGUCUGAGAAGGACACACUAGGGAGUCCUGCAGCCAAAGAAAUCCCACUGGUCGAUCACUGCAAAUACAAGUAUUUAUUCAACUUCCGCGGCGUGGCAGCCAGCUUCCGCCUCAAACAUCUCUUCCUCUGUGGUUCUCUGGUGUUUCACGUGGGGGAUGAGUGGCAGGAGUUUUUUUACGCUCAGCUCAAGCCCUGGGUUCACUACAUCCCCGUCAAGCAGGACCUCUCCGAUGUCAGGGAGCUUCUACAGUUUGUCAGAGAGAACGAUGCCAUCACACAAGAGAUCGCCUCAAGGGGUAAAGAAUUCAUCCUCAACCAUCUGCGGAUGGAGGAUGUUUCCUGCUACUGGGAGAAACUUCUCACCGAGUUCAGCCGCCUUCUCACCUACAAACCCAAGAGAAAGAGCAACUACAACCAGAUCGUCCACAGACCCAGGAGGACGGAGCUGUGAGAUUCUGCAGAACCAGGGUCGCUGCAGUGAAGGGAAACUCCAGAGAGUGAAUGUAAUCCCUCCAGCACAACAUAUGAUUGAAUGAAAUCACACUACAGUAUUUUUAGACUCAUUUAUUUCUGAUGACGUCAGUGUUUUGGUCUCAUAGAUGUCGUGAAUAUAGUUUACUGAGUUUACCUUCAAGUGCCACUCCUCUGCCAAAUCUUCAUCGGCCGUUCCAACCGAUUUUACCUGUCGAUUUAAGGCAGUUUAUUUCUCAUGUUAAACAGAAACAGUUGUAGGUUUUCUGUGGCUCAGGAGGAGGAGAGAAUACUCUACAAUACUCUUUUUACUACAGAGAGUAUUUAUAAACUCAGAGUGGGAGGUGUGAAAUAUGUGGCAGUAGGAGUCGAAUGGAAAAAAACAGUUACAUUAUGGGAAAUGCAGGAUUCCACUUUUAAAGUUUGUCAAAGUCCUGAUAAGUUGAUUUCUGCCUGUUGAAUUUGUUCUGGUGAGUGUUUAAGGCCUAUAUAUCUUUACUUGAAGCAACGUCCCCCUCUGUUGGACAACUGAAGACACUGCAGACGACUGCCACCAUCACAUCCUUACACUGCAUAAAUGAUAUUUAUGCAAACGAUGCAAUAACCAUGUCACUGUUUAUUAUUAAAUGGGCUCUGACACAACUUGGUUCAUAACUUGAAAGCACAAAAUAAUGUGACAUUCCACACCAAGGGUCAACAGUCACAGAAGAAGUCUUUUAUUUUGAAAUGUGGCCUUUUAUACAGAAUCUUUGUGUGUGUUGAGAGAUGACGUGUGAAUGACACAGGACAGGGGUGAAUAUGUUGUAGUAUUCACAUUGUUCUGUGAACCAGCAGAACCAGUCAGUGUCUCUUUAUACAGACGUGUGGUAAAGAUGGUACGUGCCAAUGUUGACCAACACGCUGUGAUCACGCGACGUCCAUGUUGUUGUGCUGUUUUGUUUUUAUGCCAAUAAACUGUUUGGUUCUCAA